Mucor velutinosus is the source of this 1539-nucleotide messenger RNA. RefSeq lists its product as uncharacterized. NCBI's taxonomy places the organism in Eukaryota, Fungi, Mucoromycota, Mucoromycetes, Mucorales, Mucoraceae. Gene Ontology annotation, molecular function: protein binding. The record is from RefSeq and is a predicted model, not a curated record. The transcript has a single exon. Bases 1 to 1539 code for a protein of 512 amino acids.
AUGACAACACUCCCCAGCGACAACGUUAAUACAGGCUAUCAAGCUACAGUCGUAGAGCCCAGAAGAAUGGCAUCGCUCAAUUCAAUCCCUUAUUCAAAUGGCUCUACCCCGAAUAGUUCUCUGGUCAAUGUGGGCAAGGUACCGCCUCCAGCGCCUCCGCCUCAUCAGCAACUGCCAAUGUCGCCACCACCAAGCACAGUCAACUUGCAGAGCACACCUCCCAUCUAUCCAAACAAUCGACCUGAAGACAUGCAGUACUUUUACGCACCUCAGCAGCCUCAAGAGUAUUCUUCUACAUUUGCCGAUUCAGCCGAGGAUCAGGAUUACCUUCCCGAUAGUUCACUCAGAAUGGCUAUUUUAGCCGGUAAACGCAGAUACGAUCGAAUUCACAAUGCAAACCCAGAAUUUCCACCAGUGACUGUAGAAAACAUCAACAAAGUACGAGAAGAGUCCAAGACCAGUGGCGAUCCCAGAUUUCAGCUGUUCUUUGCCAGGUUCUUGUUGGAGGCUGUCAAGCAUUUGAGACCAAAUCCUCAGGAUCCUGUGCGUGCUCGCCAAUUGAAUGAUAAAUUGACCAACGAAGCUAUCAAGGCGAUUAAAAAACUGGCAUCUCACAAGGUUGGAUUAGCCGAUGCGCAAUUUUUCCUGGGUAAUUGUUAUGGAGGUGGACUACACGGAUUGAAGGCGGACCCAGAAAAGGCAUUUGGUCUUUAUCUCCAAGGCUCCAAGCAGAGCCAUCCUGAAUGUACGUAUCGAGCAGCCGUAUGCUAUGAAUUGGGAUUGGGCACCAAGAAAGAUCAUCGUUAUGCCAUGCAGUUUUAUCGAAAAGCCGCUAACCUCAGUGAUCCCUCGGGUAUGUAUAAAUUGGGCUUGAUCUUGUUGCAUGGAUUGGUGGGACAAUCAAAGAAUCCGCGUGAGGCCAUCUCCUGGUUUCUGCGAGCAGCACAGAUUGCAGAUGAAGACCAUCCUCAGUCAUUGCAUGAACUCGGUCUGGCCUAUGAAAAGACAGACAACAGCAUUCCUUCUGUCAUUCCUGAUUUGAAUUAUGCGAGAAAACUGUUUAGCCAGGCUGCUCAAUUGGGCUAUGCUCCUUCUCAAUUCAAGCUGGGGUUGGCGUAUGAAAACGGUCAUUUGAAUUGCCCCAUCGAUCCACGCAGAUCCAUUGCUUGGUAUUCCAGGGCUGCUGAACAAAGUGAUCCCAAUGCUGAAUUGGCCUUGUCGGGGUGGUACCUGACGGGUGCAGAUGGUGUGUUGAAUCAGAAUGACAAGGAAGCUUACUUGUGGGCAAGAAAGGCUGCUGAAAGAGGAUUGGCUAAAGCAGAGUAUGCGGUGGGUUACUAUACAGAAACAGGCGUUGGCGUGAUCCCUCAUUUCGAGGAAGCCAGGCAAUGGUAUACACGAGCUGCAGCACAUGGCGAUGUAAAGGCCAAACAGCGCAUAGAGGCGUUCAACCAGUCCGAUGUUACAGUCAAGAGAAGACCUACUCGAGAUAAAAAUGGUAAACCCAAUGCCAAAGAUUCUGAUUGCAAAAUCAUGUAA